Rhinocladiella mackenziei CBS 650.93 is the source of this 834-nucleotide messenger RNA. RefSeq lists its product as uncharacterized. Gene Ontology annotation, biological process: barbed-end actin filament capping; actin cytoskeleton organization. Lineage: Eukaryota; Fungi; Ascomycota; Eurotiomycetes; Chaetothyriales; Herpotrichiellaceae. The record is from RefSeq and is a predicted model, not a curated record. Gene Ontology annotation, molecular function: actin filament binding. The coding region runs from base 1 to 834 and encodes 277 amino acids. The transcript is spliced from 2 exons. Gene Ontology annotation, cellular component: actin cortical patch; F-actin capping protein complex.
AUGGGCUCAACAAUUGAUAUCACCUCUUCUUUUAUUGAGGGAGCACCACCCGGCGAACUGCAAGAGGUAGUCAAAGACAUCAGGGCCCUCACCUCCGACGAUGAUCCAGCUCUGAUUGCGAAAUUGAAACCCUCGUUUGAGAAGUACAAUGAAGAGCAGAUGGUUGCGGUGAAACUGCCCGGGGCAAGCGAGCAUGUCUUAAUAUCCGCAUAUAAUAAACUGCCCUCUUCCAAUCGAUACUACGACACUCAAUCCUCCAGCUCAUUUGAAUUCGACCAUACAGCCUCCAAGCCCACGUCGCCGCAAUCCUACACUCACAACACCCAGCACAGCAGCUUGAUCCAAUCCAUUCUGAAACCCCUCUCCUCGCACUUUGCAGAACACUACCCUCCCGCCUCCUCGUCCGCAUACACCGUCUGCGCAACGCCCGGCGACACGCAGAUCGCGAUCCUCGUAUCCACAACCAAAGCAUCCCCGAAAAACUUCCUCAGCGGACGUUGGCGAAGUGUCUUCCUCUACGACCCCUCAUCAUCGACACUGUCAGGCACGAUCAAGGUGGACGUGCACUAUUACGAAGACGGCAACGUGGCGCUAUCCACGACCAAGAGCAUCGACGCGGCGUCUGUGGACGGAGAUGGUGCGAGUAUCGUGCGCAAGAUCGCCGCGAUUGAGAAGCAGUAUCAGGAAGAGGUGAAUAGGGCGUUCGUGGGAAUGAAUGAGACCAGUUUCAAGGCUCUGAGGCGCCAGUUGCCCGUCACUAGGCAAAAGGUCGAGUGGGAGAAAAUUCGUGGUUAUGGGCUCGGUGGUGAUUUGAGGGGUGAGGCAAAGAGAUAG